Molecule: messenger RNA, 1178 nt
Organism: Microplitis demolitor
Lineage: Eukaryota; Metazoa; Arthropoda; Insecta; Hymenoptera; Braconidae
Exons: 3
Coding region: 346-1107 (253 amino acids)
Source: RefSeq, a predicted model, not a curated record
UAAAAUAAAUUGAAUGUAUAAAUUAACGUGAAAUUUUAAAUAUAUUUUAAGUAGCAAAUACAUUAAGUGUAGUUGACGAUAAUUCAAGAUUUUAAAGCAAUUAGAUAAAAUUUUACUUAAGUAUAAUUACUAUUUUUCCGGAAAGAUAAAUCGCAGUAGAUAAUGAAGGGCAUUUAUAAAUUUAACGUAAAAUCCCUUCCUAUUUACCAAGACCCUGGUUAGGAGUUAGUAUAUCAGACAAAACUAGUAUUGCAGUUGAGUACAAAAGUUUGCUGUAUAAAGACGUCUUCUAGUUGUUCAUAAAACUCAAUUUACAUUUUUUAAUUUACAUUUACUUGAGUGAUAAUGAAAAUUCAAUCUAUUUAUUUGUUACUGACUUUUGUUGGAGUUUUCGCUCUAAUUUCUAACGCAAGUGCCAAGUACGAAAAUGUUCCACCAGCUACUUUGAAAAGAUAUUUGCCUUAUAUUGAUUGUGUUUUAGAUCGAAGACCAUGUGACCUUAUUGGAAACGAAGUAAAAAAACGAAUGCCUGAUUGGUUUAAAAAUGAAUGUGCUGAUUGUAAAUCUUACAUAACAUCGAAUGCAAAAAAAAUGAUACCAGAAGUUCAAAAAUAUUUUCCUGAAGAGUGGCAAUUAAUUAAACAAAAAUACGGUGGUCAAUCAUCAGUUGAAAAUAAUUUAAGUUCAGAGUUUAAAAUAGUUCCAACAUAUCUUGAACCGAGUAAACCAUCUUCACAAAAUCCAGGACAGAAAAGUCAUCCAGUAUCUUCAACACCUAGUAAACCACCUUCUCGAAUUCCAGGACAAAAAUCCCGCCCAAUAAAUCCAGUAUCUAGUAAGCCGACAUCUCAAAUUUCAGUUACCGAUCUAUUUUCAAAUGACCCUAGUUAUGGAGCAAAAGCUGUGAUUUGUCUGAUAGAAAAAAAAGGUUGUGACCCCUUGACGCAGUAUUUUAAAUUAUCCAUGUACAAAUUUAUUAAAUACAAUCAAUGCGUCGGAUGCGAGGUGCCGAAAGUUUUGAAAUGGUAUACAGAUAUGAAGAACUUCUUGAAAAAAAACUUCCCAGAAGUCUUAAGAGAUAUUAUUGCCACAGAAGGACUCGAAUAAAAAUAAUUUAAACAUUAUCAUCCAUUUAUACCUUAUAUUGUAUUUUAACAUCGUAAUUAAAUUAAUAAAAC